This is a messenger RNA of Raphanus sativus (radish), 2750 nucleotides long. Its product is annotated as inorganic pyrophosphatase TTM2. The record is from RefSeq and is a predicted model, not a curated record. The coding region runs from base 482 to 2548 and encodes 688 amino acids. Gene Ontology annotation, cellular component: cytoplasm. Lineage: Eukaryota; Viridiplantae; Streptophyta; Magnoliopsida; Brassicales; Brassicaceae. The transcript is spliced from 11 exons. Gene Ontology annotation, molecular function: kinase activity; ATP binding.
UAGAGUAACGUUACCUCGUGGGUCGGCCAGAUCUUUUCGCCAGAGAUUCUCUAGAAAUCUCUCGCCUCCCCAUAAACAAAUCCAAAUCCCCAGAUUUUUGUGUCAAAAUCGAAUUGAAACUGCUCUGCGAAAGUGAGACACACACCCCACCCAGGAAGCUAAUCCACCAUUUCUCUCUCUCUGUGAGUGCCUCCACACACACAAAUCGGGCUCAAAGUUUUCAUUUUUCGUUAAUGGGUCCUUCCCCUUCGACCCCCUUUUCACCCAAUCUAGUCUCUCUGUUUGUGUGUUUCUCACUGUUAUUCUAACUGUUUGAUCGUUUCUUCUUAAUGGGUUUAAAGGAUUCGUUCGCAGCGUUUUGCCUGAUUGUUACUGCUCCUACGAGUUUUAACUGUAAAAUGUGAACUGUUCUGUUGUAAAAAUCUUGUCUUUUUGUGUAAAGCUUGUGUUCCAAAAGGUUCUGUCUUUUUCAAUUCCAAGUAUGCUCUUUUUUUUUCUUUUUUUUGCAGUUUGUUCCAUGACGGGUCAAGACGUCAAUGGGAUCGAGUUUCAUCUGCAGAGACACGGUCUCGUGAAGGAGCAAGUCCAGUUGGUUAAGAGAAGAGGAGACUCGGUUCGAUACGAGAUCGUUCCUAUUCAAGACCGGCUGUCAUUUGAGAAGGGCUUCCUUGCGGUUAUCCGUGCCUGCCAGUUGCUCUCUCAGAAGAACGAUGGGAUCGUCUUGGUUGGUGUCGCUGGUCCGUCUGGUGCUGGCAAGACGGUCUUCACCGAGAAGAUACUCAACUUCCUGCCUAGUGUUGCUGUCAUAUCGAUGGAUAACUAUAAUGACGCUAGUAGAAUCGUUGAUGGCAACUUUGACGAUCCACGGUUAACGGAUUAUGACACAUUGCUCAAGAAUCUUGAAGAUUUGAAGCAAGGGAAACAAGUUGAGGUUCCUAUAUAUGAUUUUAAGUCCAGCUCUCGUGUUGGAUACAGGACACUUGAUGUUCCAGCUUCUAGGAUUGUGAUCAUUGAAGGAAUCUAUGCGUUGAGUGAAAAACUGAGACCUUUGUUGGACCUUCGUGUGUCUGUUACUGGUGGAGUCCACUUUGAUCUUGUUAAACGGGUUCUUCGUGAUAUACAACGUGCAGGCCAGCAGCCGGAGGAGAUCAUCCAUCAGAUAUCUGAAACUGUGUAUCCGAUGUACAAGGCUUUUAUAGAGCCAGAUCUCCAGACUGCUCAAAUUAAGAUCAUUAACAAGUUCAACCCUUUCACUGGUUUUCAGAGCCCUACGUACAUCUUGAAGUCAAAAAAGGAUGUAUCAGUUGAUCAGAUCAAGGCGGUCCUUUCUGAAUCACAUACAGAGUCUAAGGAGGAGACUUAUGAUAUAUAUCUUCUUCCUCCGGGUGAAGAUCCAGAGUCGUGCCAGUCGUAUUUGAGGAUGAGGAAUAAAGAUGGAAAGUACAGCCUCAUGUUCGAGGAAUGGGUUACGGAUGCUCCUUUUGUCAUAUCCCCAAGGAUUAUUUUUGAAGUGAGCGUUCGUCUACUUGGUGGUCUCAUGGCAUUGGGAUACACAAUAGCAACCAUACUUAAAAGGAACAGCCAUGUGUUUGCUACUGAUAAGGUGAUUGUGAAAAUCGACUGGCUUGAGCAACUGAAUCGUCACUACAUGCAGGUGCAAGGUAAAGAACGGCAAAUUGUACAGAGCACUGCAGAGCAGCUAGGACUGGAAGGGUCGUUCAUUCCACGCACCUAUAUUGAACAGAUCCAACUAGAAAAGCUGAUAAAUGAAGUGAUGGCCUUGCCAGAUGAUUUGAAGAACAAGCUUAGUUUAGAUGAGGAUUUGGUGUCUAGUUCAAGCCCCAAGGAAGCGCUCUUACGAGCGUCUGCAGAUAGAGUAGCCUUGAGAAAUAAGAACCUCCAAAGAGGUAUGUCACAGUCGUAUUCGACUCAAAGAGAUAAGAACAUCUCAAAGCUUGCUGGUUUUUCUUCAAGCGAUAGGAGGUACGAAGAAAGAGUCCACGACUCACUAGCGAACGAGGGGUUUAUGACUCAGCUUUCAGAACAAAUAUCAACUCUCAAUGAGAGGAUGGAUGAGUUCACAAACCUGAUGGAAGAGCUAAACUCAAAGCUGAACUGCAAUAAAACCCCUCCAAUACAGCAGAGCAUGUCACUCCAAGCAGAAGUAUGCAAUGGCUCAGCACCAACUUCGUAUUUCAUUUCUGGUCUGGACAAUGGCUGUUUGACAAGUUCCAUAAUGCCUCAUUCAUCUUCAUCUUCCCAGUUAGCCAAGGAUUCGCCAUUAGUGCCAAUAAUUGAAGAGAUAUCGACCCUCUCACGUGGACAGCGUCAGAUGAUGCAUCAGAUGGAUAAUCUGAGCAGUUUGGUCAGAGGACAAUCGGCCGAACUGGCACGCCUAGCAAGAACAGGAAGCAGCAAUAGCAGCAGCAGCAGAUCAAGCAAAAGCUUCUUCUUAUCCAACGUGGAAUCCAGUAGCCUCCCUCUCGUGUUAACCUUGGCUCUUUGCAGCGUAGGAGUUGUAGUGAUCAAGAGCUACAUUAUUAACUAGCGGCAAUUACAUCAAUAACCAUUAUGGAUCUUCUCUCUUCUUUUUUUUUGGUUAUUUUUCUCACUGGAGGCGUUUUGUGAGAGCUUCCGUGGUUUGGUUUCUCUACGUAGACGAUGAGACUGAUUCGCUUCACCUAAGUUAGACAUUUGGAAUACAUUCUUGAUUAGCUCUAUAUUUAAUAAAAUUCAGUCAUUUUGCUCUU